Messenger RNA from Anolis sagrei ordinatus, 1816 nucleotides. It is a transcript of the gene PHYHIP, whose product is annotated as phytanoyl-CoA 2-hydroxylase interacting protein. The record is from RefSeq and is a predicted model, not a curated record. Lineage: Eukaryota; Metazoa; Chordata; Lepidosauria; Squamata; Anolidae. Gene Ontology annotation, cellular component: cytoplasm. Gene Ontology annotation, molecular function: protein binding.
GCUCCCUCCUCCCGGCACCACCACCGCCACCACGCUAACUUCCCAGAGAUCCGGGGCCUCCUGCGCAGCCAGGAGCCGAACCGGUCGUAUCAUGGAGUUGCUGUCCACCCCGCACAGCAUCGAGAUCAACAACAUCACGUGUGACUCGUUCCGGAUCUCCUGGGCCAUGGACGUUGGCGACCUGGACAGAGUCACCCACUACUUCAUUGACCUGAACAAGAAGGAGAACAAGAACUCCAACAAAUUCAAACACCGGGAUGUCCCUACCAAGUUGGUGGCCAAGGCAGUUGCCCUGCCCAUGACGGUGAGGGGCCAUUGGUUCCUGAGUCCCAGGACGGAGUACAGUGUGGCAGUGCAGACAGCCAUCAAGCAGAGCGAUGGGGAAUAUCUUGUAUCUGGAUGGAGCGAGACAGUCGAAUUCUGCACUGGUGACUACGCGAAGGAGCAUUUGGCCCAGCUGCAGGAGAAAGCCGAACUCAUUGCAGGAAGGAUGCUCCGCUUUUCGGUCUUCUAUCGGAACCACACCAAGGAGUAUUUCCAGCAUGUCAGGAUGCACUGUGGGAACACCAUGAAGCCGUACCUGAAGGACAACAGCGGCAGCCACGGCUCGCCCACCAGCGGCAUGCUCCACGGCAUCUUCUUCAGCUGCAACACCGAGUUCAACACCGGCCAGCCGCCCCAGGACUCCCCUUACGGCCGCUACCGCUUCCAGAUCGCCGCCCAGCGCUUCUUCGGCCCCAACACCAACCUCUACUUUGCGGACUUCUACUGCAUGUACACGGCCUACCACUACGUGGUGCUGGUGCUGGCGCCCAAGGGCUCUCCGGGAGACCGCUUCUGCCAGGAGCGCUUGCCUCAGUUGGACAUCUCUUGCAACAAGUUCCUGACCUGCUGCGUGGAAGACGGGGAGAUCGUCUACCGCCACGCUCAGGACGUCAUCCUGGAGAUCAUCUACACCGAGCCGGUCGACCUCAGCCUGGGCGUCCUGGGGGAGAUCAGCGGGCACCAGCUCAUGAGCCUGUCCACCGCCGACGCCAAGAAAGAUCCCAGUUGCAAGACGUGCAAUAUCAGCGUGGGUCGCUAGAGACUGGAGGGGAGGUCUCUGCACAUGCAAGGCCCUCAGGAAUGGAAGUGGCUACCGGAGAGCCCCCGACGGGGAGUCAAGGGCAGUGGGCUGGGGAUUCAGGCCCAUCACGGCACACCCACCAGCCCCACACCUGUCUCUCUCUCUCGGUCUCUUCCCUAUUGUCUUGCAUGUUUGCUUAGCCAUUGUAAAUAAGGUCCCAACGCAGGGGAGAGAUGGAGUCAGGGACGCUUCGCAGGGUCUGUUCUUCUAGCACAGUGUUUCUCAACCUUCCCAAUGCCGCGACCCCUGAAUCCAGUUCCCCAUGUUGUGGUGACCCCCAACCAGAACAUUAUUUUCUUUCCUACUUCAUAACUGUAAUUUUGCUAUUGUUAGGAAUCGUAAUGUAAAUAUCUGAUAUGCAGGAUGAAUUUUCAGUCACUGGACCAAAUUUGGCACAAAUACCCAAUACUCCCAAUACUGUUGGGGUUGGAGGGGAUUGAUUACGUCAUUUAGGAGUUGUAGUUGAUGGGAUUUAUAGUUCACCUACAAUCAAAGAGCAUUCUGAACUCCACCAAUGAUGGAAUUGAACCAAACUUGGCACACAGAACUCCCACAACUGACAGAAAAUAUUGGAAGGGUUUGGUGGACAUUGACCUUGAGUUUGGGAGUUGUAGUAUACCUACACCCAGACUCAAAUGAUAGAUCAGGACCAAACUUGGCACGGAUACUCAAUAUGCCCACAUGUAAACA